CGGCGACCCACUCGCGGCCGGCCUCGGCCCUCGGCGGCCGGGGUCGCCGCCCGGCUCCGCGCCUCUCCCCGCGCGGCCCCCGGCCAGACGGUCCUCCCCGGGGCGCGCUCGGCGAGCGAGAUAUGAGGAUCAAUGAUGCAGACUCCUGGGUUCGAUGAAGCUGGGCAUUUAUAACUAGAUUCAUUAAGGAAUACAAAGAAAAUAUUUAAAAGGAUCAAUAAUGGUGUCUUCUGGUUGCAGAAUGCGAAGUCUGUGGUUUAUCAUUAUAAUCAGCUUCUUACCGAACAUGGAAGGUUUCAGCAGAGCAGCUUUACCAUUUGGGUUAGUUAGACGAGAAUUAUCCUGUGAAGGUUAUUCUAUAGAUCUUCGAUGUCCAGGCAGUGAUGUCAUCAUGAUUGAGAGUGCUAACUAUGGUCGGACAGAUGACAAGAUUUGUGAUGCUGACCCAUUUCAGAUGGAAAAUACAGACUGCUACCUCCCAGAUGCCUUCAAAAUUAUGACUCAAAGGUGCAACAAUCGAACACAGUGUAUAGUAGUUACUGGGUCAGAUGUAUUUCCUGAUCCAUGUCCUGGAACAUACAAAUAUCUUGAAGUCCAGUAUGAAUGUGUCCCUUACAAAGUGGAGCAAAAAGUUUUUGUGUGCCCUGGGACACUGAAAGCAAUUGUGGACUCUCCAUGUAUAUAUGAAGCUGAACAAAAGGCAGGUGCUUGGUGCAAGGACCCUCUUCAGGCUGCAGAUAAAAUUUAUUUCAUGCCCUGGACUCCCUAUCGUACUGAUACUUUAAUAGAAUAUGCUUCGUUAGAAGAUUUCCAAAACAGUCGCCAAACAACGACAUAUAAACUUCCAAAUCGAGUAGAUGGUACUGGAUUUGUGGUAUAUGAUGGUGCUGUCUUCUUUAACAAAGAAAGAACAAGGAAUAUUGUAAAAUUUGACUUGAGGACUAGAAUUAAGAGUGGAGAGGCCAUAAUUAACUAUGCCAACUAUCAUGAUACCUCACCAUAUAGAUGGGGAGGAAAGACUGAUAUCGACCUAGCAGUUGAUGAAAACGGCUUAUGGGUCAUUUAUGCCACGGAACAGAACAAUGGAAUGAUAGUUAUUAGCCAGCUGAAUCCAUACACUCUUCGAUUUGAAGCAACGUGGGAGACUGUCUAUGACAAACGUGCUGCCUCAAAUGCUUUUAUGAUCUGCGGAGUCCUCUAUGUGGUCAGGUCAGUUUAUCAAGACAAUGAGAGUGAAACAGGCAAGAAUGCAAUUGAUUACAUUUACAAUACCCGAUUAAACCGAGGAGAAUAUGUAGAUGUCCCCUUUCCCAACCAGUACCAGUAUAUUGCUGCAGUGGAUUACAAUCCUAGAGAUAACCAACUCUACGUGUGGAACAAUAACUUCAUUUUACGAUAUUCUCUGGAGUUUGGUCCACCUGAUCCUGCCCAAGUGCCUACCACAGCUGUGACAAUAACUUCUUCAGCUGAGCUGUUCAAAACCACAGUAUCAACCACAAGCACUACUUCACAGAAAGGCCCCAUGAGCACAACUGUAGCUGCAUCACAGGAAGGAAGCAAAGGGACAAAACCACCUCCAGCAGUUUCUACAACCAAAAUUCCUCCUGUAACAAAUAUUUUUCCCCUGCCAGAGAGAUUCUGCGAAGCAUUAGACGCGAAGGGGAUAAGGUGGCCUCAGACACAAAGGGGAAUGAUGGUUGAAAGACCGUGUCCCAAGGGAACAAGAGGAACUGCCUCGUAUCUCUGCAUGGUUUCCACUGGAACAUGGAACCCUAAGGGCCCCGAUCUUAGCAACUGUACCUCACACUGGGUGAAUCAGCUGGCUCAGAAGAUCAGAAGUGGAGAAAAUGCUGCUAGCCUUGCCAAUGAACUGGCUAAACAUACCAAAGGGCCGGUAUUUGCUGGGGAUGUGAGUUCUUCUGUGAGAUUGAUGGAGCAGUUGGUGGACAUUCUAGAUGCACAGCUGCAGGAACUGAAACCUAGUGAAAAGGAUUCAGCUGGACGGAGUUAUAACAAGCUCCAAAAACGAGAGAAGACAUGCAGGGCUUACCUUAAGGCAAUUGUUGACACAGUGGACAACCUUCUGAGACCUGAAGCUUUGGAAUCAUGGAAACACAUGAAUUCUUCUGAACAAGCACAUACAGCAACAAUGUUACUUGAUACCUUGGAAGAAGGAGCUUUUGUCCUGGCUGACAAUCUGGUAGAACCAACCAGAGUCUCAAUGCCCACAGAAAAUAUUGUUCUGGAAGUUGCUGUACUCAGUACAGAAGGACAGGUCCAAGACUUUAAGUUUCCUCUGGGCAUCAAAGGAGCAGGCAGCUCAAUCCAGCUCUCGGCAAAUACCGUCAAACAGAACAGCAGGAACGGGCUUGCAAAGUUGGUGUUCAUCAUUUACCGGAGUCUGGGACAGUUCCUUAGUACAGAAAAUGCAACCAUCAAGCUGGGUGCUGACUUUAUUGGUCGUAAUAGCACCAUCGCAGUGAAUUCCCACGUCAUUUCAGUUUCAAUCAAUAAGGAAUCCAGCCGAGUAUACUUGACAGAUCCUGUGCUUUUUACCCUACCGCACAUUGAUCCUGACAAUUAUUUCAAUGCAAACUGCUCCUUCUGGAACUACUCAGAGAGAACUAUGAUGGGAUAUUGGUCUACCCAGGGCUGCAAGCUGGUUGACACUAAUAAAACGCGUACAACGUGUGCAUGCAGCCACCUAACCAAUUUUGCAAUCCUCAUGGCCCACAGGGAAAUUGCAUACAAAGACGGAGUUCAUGAAUUACUGCUUACGGUCAUCACCUGGGUGGGAAUUGUCAUUUCCCUUGUUUGCCUGGCUAUUUGCAUCUUCACCUUCUGCUUUUUCCGUGGUCUACAGAGUGACCGUAAUACUAUCCACAAGAACCUUUGUAUCAACCUUUUCAUUGCUGAAUUUAUUUUCCUAAUAGGCAUUGAUAAGACAAAAUACAUGAUUGCAUGCCCAAUAUUUGCAGGACUUCUCCACUUUUUCUUUUUGGCUGCUUUUGCUUGGAUGUGCCUAGAAGGUGUGCAGCUCUAUCUAAUGUUAGUUGAAGUUUUUGAAAGUGAAUAUUCCAGGAAGAAAUAUUACUAUGUUGCUGGUUACUUGUUUCCUGCCACAGUGGUUGGAGUUUCAGCUGCUAUUGACUAUAAGAGCUAUGGAACAGAAAAAGCUUGCUGGCUUCAUGUUGAUAACUAUUUUAUAUGGAGUUUCAUUGGACCUGUUACCUUCAUUAUUCUGCUAAAUGUUAUCUUCCUGGUGAUCACAUUGUGCAAAAUGGUGAAGCACUCAAACACUUUGAAACCAGAUUCUAGCAGGUUGGAAAACAUUAAGUCUUGGGUGCUUGGUGCUUUCGCUCUCCUGUGUCUUCUUGGCCUAACCUGGUCAUUUGGGUUGCUUUUUAUUAAUGAGGAGACUAUUGUGAUGGCAUAUCUCUUCACCAUCUUUAAUGCUUUCCAGGGAGUGUUCAUUUUCAUCUUUCAUUGUGCUCUCCAAAAGAAAGUACGGAAAGAAUAUGGCAAGUGCUUCCGACACUCCUAUUGCUGCGGCAGCCUCCCAACUGAGAGCCCCCACAGCUCAGUGAAGGCGUCAACCACCAGAACCAGCGCCCGGUACUCCUCCGGCACCCAGAGUCGUAUAAGAAGGAUGUGGAAUGACACUGUGAGAAAGCAAUCUGAAUCUUCUUUUAUCUCAGGUGACAUCAAUAGCACUUCAACACUUAAUCAAGGAAUGACUGGCAAUUACCUACUAACAAACCCUCUUCUUCGACCCCACGGCACUAACAACCCCUAUAACACAUUGCUCGCUGAAACAGUUGUAUGUAAUGCCCCUUCAGCUCCUGUAUUUAAUUCACCAGGACAUUCACUGAACAAUGCCAGGGAUACAAGUGCCAUGGAUACUCUACCGCUAAAUGGUAAUUUUAACAACAGCUACUCACUGCGCAAGGGGGACUAUAAUGACAGCGUGCAAGUCGUGGACUGUGGACUAAGUCUGAAUGAUACUGCUUUCGAGAAAAUGAUCAUUUCAGAGUUAGUGCACAACAACCUACGGGGCAGCAGCAAGAGCCACAACCUCGAGCUCACACUACCAGUCAAACCUGUGAUUGGAGGUAGCAGCAGUGAAGAUGACGCCAUCGUGGCCGACGCCUCAUCUUUAAUGCACGGCGACAACCCAGGGCUGGAGCUCCAUCACAAAGAACUCGAGGCACCGCUCAUCCCUCAGCGGACUCACUCCCUUCUGUACCAACCCCAGAAGAAAGUGAAGCCCGAGGGCACUGACAGCUAUGUCUCCCAGCUGACGGCUGAGGCUGAGGACCACCUGCAGUCCCCCAACAGAGACUCUCUUUAUACAAGCAUGCCCAAUCUCAGAGACUCUCCCUAUCCGGAGAGCAGCCCCGACAUGGAAGAAGACCUCUCUCCCUCCAGGAGGAGUGAGAACGAGGACAUUUACUAUAAGAGCAUGCCAAACCUUGGCGCUGGCCAUCAGCUUCAGAUGUGCUACCAGAUCAGCAGGGGCAAUAGCGAUGGUUACAUAAUCCCCAUUAACAAAGAAGGGUGUAUUCCAGAAGGAGAUGUUAGAGAAGGACAGAUGCAGCUGGUCACAAGUCUUUAAUAGUGCAGCUAAGGGGUUCCAAGGGCCACAUGCAAGUAUUAAUAAAUAGAGACUCCACCGGCCUCAUGCAGCUCCCUCAGCCUCUGCUUGAAGACCUGGCUCCGUUGACCUGUGGUUCUCCAGUGUAAAAAAGAUGACUGAACCUUGCCGUUCUGUGAAUUUUUAUAAAACAUACAGAAACUUUGUAUAUACACAGAGUAUACUAAAAUGAAUUAUUUGUUACAGAGAAAAGAGAUGCCAACCAGGUAUUUUAAGAUUCUGCUGCUGUUUAGACAAAUUGUGAAACAAGCGAAACAAAACUUUCCAGCCAUUUACUGCAGCAGUUUGUGAACUAAAUUUGUAAAUAUGGCUGCACCAUUUUUGUAGGCCUGCAUUGUAUUAUAUACAAGACGUAGGCUUUAAAAUCCUGUGGGACAAACUUACUGUACCUUACUGUUCCUGACAAGACUUGGAAAAGCAGGAGAGCUAUUCUGCAUCAGUUUGCAGUUCACUGCAAAUCUUUUCCAUUAAGGCAAAGAUUGAAAACAUGUUUAAACCACUAGCAAUCAAGCCACAGGCCUUAUUUCAUAUGUUUCCUCAACUGUACAAUGAACUAUUCUCAUGAAAAAUGGCUAAAGAAAUUAUAUUUUGUUCUAUUGCUAGGGUAAAAUAAAUACAUUUGUGUCCAACUGAAAUAUAAUUGUCAUUAAAAUAAUUUUAAAGAGUUUGAAGAAAAUAUUGUGAAAAGCUCUUGGUUGCACAUACGUUAUGAAAUGUUUUUUCUUACACUUUGUCACGGUAACUUCUGCCCAUUUUCACUUACUUUCCACUGUAUACAGCGUUCUGCUUUGACAAGUUAGUCUUUAUUCUUACAUUUAAAUUUCUUAUUGCCAAAAGAGCGUGUUUUAUGGGGAAAAAACUCUUUGAAGCCAGUUAUGCCAUGCCUUGCACAAAUGUGGUGAAAUCUAGAAAAGAUUGUGUCACCCCCUGUUGAUUCUUGAACAGAGGGCAGAGAGGGCAGUCACCGGGCACUUCUCACAAACUUUCUAGUGAACAAAAGGUGCCUAUUCUUUUUUAAAAAAUAAAAUAAAACAUAAAUAUUACUCUUCCAUAUUCCUUCUGCCUAUAUUUAGUAAUUAAUUUAUUUUAUGAUAAAGUUCUAAUGAAAUGUAAAUUGUUUCAGCAAAAUUCUGCUUUUCUUUUCAUCCCUUUGUGUAAACCUGUUAAUAAUGAGCCCAUCACUAAUAUCCAGUGUAAAGUUUAACACGGUUUGACAAUAAAUAAAUGUGAAUUUUUUCAAGUA
This is a messenger RNA of Equus caballus (horse), 5897 nucleotides long. Lineage: Eukaryota; Metazoa; Chordata; Mammalia; Perissodactyla; Equidae. The record is from RefSeq and is a predicted model, not a curated record.